AUGAGCAGCCAGCUCCCAGCCACUUUAAGCUCAGUCAGAGCCCUGCUGAGACAGGGCCAUACUUUGGUACAGAUCCAGUGUGGACCAGAGGUCACUACCAGCUGCAACAAGGAAAUAAUUCACCAGGUUCCAAACAGCAAGAGAACACUUUGGACUACUUCAAAGCCAGCUGGAAGUUUUGACUGCUGCAGCCUCUGCAGCUCUGGCACACUAGCCUUUUGCAUCCUGUCCUCAUCAAGUGGUACUCCUGGACCCAGGGAAGGUGCUUUCCUAGGGUGCUUCCAGUCAGCCGGCUGCCAUCGCUACCAAUCAGAAGGCACUGCGCAUCUGUCCCAUCUUUUCCUGCUUCACGGAUUGUCUCCUGAGGCCGAUAGCAGCCCACUCGCGAUGACCCAGCACCUUCCCUCCCUGACACGCGUGGCAGUGUGUGGGGGCACUCAUGGGAACGAGAUGUCGGGCGUUUUCCUGGUCAGGCACUGGAUGAGGGACCCCUCCGAGUUGCAGCGGAGCACCUUCCACGCCGUUCCCUUCCUGGGCAACCCACGUGCAACUGAGCAGUGCAGACGCUACAUCGACCGGGAUCUCAAUCGCACAUUCACUGCUGAUUUUCUCAACUCCAAGGUUCCAGAUACGGACUUGUACGAGGUACAGCGUGCCCAGGAGAUCAACCAGACCUUUGGGCCCAAGAGUUCUUCUCAAGCCUAUGACCUCAUGCUUGACCUGCACAACACCACAGCCAACAUGGGCUCCUGCCUCAUUGUGGACUCUGGAAACAACCUCUUGGCCAUGCAUAUGUGUAACUACAUUCAGAAACAUUCUGGAAUAAGACACUGUCCCAUCCUUCUCUAUCAGCAGCAGCCAGAGGAAGAGACUUAUUCCGUAUUUUCAGUGGCCAAAGUUGGGCUAGCAUUGGAGCUGGGCCCACAGCCCCAGGGGGUAGCACGGGCUGACCUGCUUGCUCAGAUGCGGUCCAUCGUGGCCUGUGCUUUGGACUUCAUUGAAGAGUUUAACCAAGGUAUGUUGUUUCCAGCCCUCGAGACUGAAGCAUACAAGGUGGUUGGCUUUGUGGACUUCCCCCGCUAUCCUAAUGGCGAGAUUUCUGCUGCGAUCCAUCCAAAUCUGCAGGAUAAAGAUUUCCAGCCUCUAAAGUCUGGGGACCCCAUUUUCCAAACAGUCAGUGGGGAAGAUAUUCUAUAUGAGGGUGACAAGACCACCUACCCAGUCUUCAUCAACGAGGCAGCCUACUAUGAGAAGAGGGUGGCCUUCAUCGAGACAGAGAAGUGCACAGUCUCCCAUCCUGCACUGCAGAAGAGUUUUUAGACGAGCCCUGUCUGAGCAGGGCAAACUGGAGCGAGCGCCCGUCACAAGAAGGCAAUUGGGCCAAGUGUUCUAGGAAACCACUGUGGUGUGGCUUAUC
Molecule: messenger RNA, 1417 nt
Organism: Varanus komodoensis (Komodo dragon)
Lineage: Eukaryota; Metazoa; Chordata; Lepidosauria; Squamata; Varanidae
Gene: ACY3
Product: aminoacylase 3
Exons: 10
Coding region: 1-1320 (439 amino acids)
Molecular function (GO): aminoacylase activity; hydrolase activity, acting on ester bonds
Source: RefSeq, a predicted model, not a curated record